Messenger RNA from Carassius auratus (goldfish), 2592 nucleotides. RefSeq lists its product as uncharacterized. The coding region runs from base 732 to 2150 and encodes 472 amino acids. Lineage: Eukaryota; Metazoa; Chordata; Actinopteri; Cypriniformes; Cyprinidae. The record is from RefSeq and is a predicted model, not a curated record. The transcript has 6 exons.
AACGUUUCAAGUUCUUGGUUUCAUGAUUUUAAACAAAUGUAAAAUGGUGUUCGUGGAAAUAAAAACGAUACUAAAGGACAAUCGUAAUGCGUAUAAAAAUUAUAGUUAGAAUACAUUUCACUCUUGGUUAAUCUUUUUUUAUAUAUAUAUAUAAUGUAUCAUUUGCAUUACAUUGUUCCAGUAUAAACUUAUUAAUAAUUUAAAAUAAUAAUAGGCUAAUAAUAAUAAUAAGGCCUACUUCGUUUUUAAACAAGACAUGAAAAACAUAACCCUCUCUGACCAAGGUGAAGACACAAGCUAGAUUUAAGUAGUUUAAUUCGAAAUUUAUUUGGCCGUUCACACAGCGUACCUAGCUGAAUUAACCACUGCUCUAUGAUUUUGAGAACAUUAUACAUAUCAAUUGAAUUAACCACUGACCUAUAUAUAUAUAUAGAUCAGUGGAAUUAACCCAGCGCCUGUAGCUCGCGCCGCGCGUAUUUCAAAUUUCGCAUUUUUUGAAUCUCAGCAUGAACAUUCCAUUACGUCACCAACCUAGAGCUCAGAACUGGCUUCAUAUCUGUGAGAGAGAGACAGCGGGAGCACGUUUAGCUACAUUUUACGCAUUUAUAGACAACAUUUGUACAAAUCGACUUGCUAAGUCUAGUGUGUGAUAAUAUUCAACAACCAUACACAAAGAAUUUACAGAUUCUACAGACAGUCUUUACGGAUUUGACUGCUCUGCAUCGGACAUCAUGUCGAUGACAUCAUCUGAGAUCAGUGCAGCUGAGAGUGAAGGUGGCCCUGAUGGCCUUCAUGGCUCCAGAAGUGACACGUUCUCCAUUGAGUUAGCAGCUUUUAAUAGGCUGCAUGUGUUCGAUCUAGGCACCAUCAGAGUCUAUGAUGAGAUAGAUGAUAGUAAUGAUGGUGAUUACACAGAGCAGUCCAGUCUUGGCAGUGACACAUCUGAAGAUGAAAUAGGGGCGAGUGUGGUCAGCUUUGAAUCGCACUCUGAUGAAGGAGGAUUUCUUGGUAGACUGAAUACACAAAUGCAUUGUGGCAGCAUAUUAACACUUAACAGAGGAAGUGAUGAUAGUCUGGAUUUGCUGAGCAUCAGCAGCACGUCCUCUUGUAAAACCCAAAUCAUCUACCGUGCUCCAAUGCACAAUGCACCCUUCAUCCCCCACUCCAAUUUUGUAGACACUGCAUGGCCUUCAGUUACGUCAGAGUCUACUUCUAUAGGAAUGACGCCUGUAGACUCUGUGGACAACAGCACAGAAAACCAUGUCAGUCUAAGAAAGAAGAUGAAGAACAGGAUCGGUUCGUUUUUCAAGAGGGCAUGGAAAGCUAUAAAGCGUCCUUCCCUCAGUUGCAAGACCAGAAAAGAGCCGGACCCAGAGCCGGCCGAUCCUGAAUCAUCGUGUUCUGCAGGGCCCUCUGGUUUCAAGCCAACUGAUGAAUUUGAAGAGUUUGGUUAUGAAACGGGAGGCUUUAGCACAGGGUAUAAGGAAACCCCAACAUCUAGUGGCGAACAGACAGAAGAUGCUGAUUGCCUAGAUGUGUUCAGCCUUAGCAGCGGCACAUCCGAAGAUGACAGUGGGCAGAGUGUGUUCAGUUGUGACCUCCUCUCUGUUCAGAGAGGAAACUUGGUCCAUAGGCUGGGUGAAUGGAGCCCUGACAGCGACCUCUUCAUAUGUGAAGGUGGAAGGGAUGAUAACAUGGAUUUGUUAAGUAUUAGCACUGGCACAUCCUACACUGAGGAACGAAGAAUCGCUUGGCAGAAUGUUCCUGCUAUAGAAGCAUGUGCAUGUUCGGACUGCAGGAACAUGUACUCAACAGGGCCUUCAAUGAGUGACAUAGAGGCUUCUCCUGUAGACACUCUGGAGAACAGCACAGGGAGACAUACCAAUUUAUGGAAGAAGAUGAAGAAUGGGAUCUCUUCAUUCUUCAAGAAAGCUCCGAGAGCUAAGUGUCCCUCCUUCUGCUGUUGCUGCUGCGAGACCAGAGUGGAGCCAUUUGUGCCUCAAGCAGAGGACUUAGAGCCAGACCCACAGCCGGCUUAUCCCAAACCAUUCUUUGUUGCAGAGCCCUCUGGUUUUAGGACAAUUGAUGAUUCUCAAGAGUUUUAUUAUAAAAUGGUAAUGUUGAAACCAGGAAGCUUUGGAUUUCUGUGAAGCAAUUUCAACUAAUUGGACCCCAGUGAAGGCAGCAGAAACCUCAAGCCCACCACAUCAGGACCAGAGAGUGCAGAUCUGUCUUCAUCUGCUAGCAUGGCCAUAUUAACAAUGCAUUUAUAUUAUUAUUAUUUUUUAAUAAUAUUAAUAAUAGUAUGUACAUUUUCUGAAGAACUGGCUGGUGCUUGCCAUUUCAAAACUGGGCACUAUGGUCUUUUUUGCAUGUUUUAGGUUUGCUUUUAGCAUGUAGCUAUUUUAUACAUGUCUAUGUAGCCAUUUCGGGCAGCGGUUGUGCCCCAGGGGUACAACUUAUACCCCAUUGUGAGGUGUGUUCUCACACAGCUUGCCAGCCUCUUCAAAUGUGGUAAACCACAUGUUUUUACAAAAUCCUCGUUCGGUGCUAUAACCCGUCAAAGUUGGCCACAAGUCUAUGGAAGUCAGU